Arabidopsis thaliana (thale cress) is the source of this 237-nucleotide messenger RNA. RefSeq names its product low-molecular-weight cysteine-rich 62 (gene LCR62). Bases 1 to 237 code for a protein of 78 amino acids. The record is from RefSeq and is marked reviewed. The transcript has 2 exons. Lineage: Eukaryota; Viridiplantae; Streptophyta; Magnoliopsida; Brassicales; Brassicaceae. Gene Ontology annotation, cellular component: extracellular region.
AUGGCCAAGGCAGCUUCUACACUUGUUUUUCCCAUCAUUUUCCUUGUUAUGUUCGCCUUAAUUGAACAAAAUAUGGGAUGCAUGGCGGUUCUUGGCUCGUGUGGUGUCAUUACAGAUUGCAGUGGGUCAUGCAAGACUAAGUUUGGACAAGAUGCUAGUGGCGAUUGUGACCGUGACGGUGGUCAAGGAACAUGUAUGUGUGGUUAUCCUUGUCCACAUGAUAAGCUACAUAUGUGA